Messenger RNA from Beauveria bassiana ARSEF 2860, 309 nucleotides. RefSeq names its product ATP synthase H chain. The record is from RefSeq and is a predicted model, not a curated record. The transcript has a single exon. Lineage: Eukaryota; Fungi; Ascomycota; Sordariomycetes; Hypocreales; Cordycipitaceae. The coding region runs from base 1 to 309 and encodes 102 amino acids. Gene Ontology annotation, biological process: proton motive force-driven ATP synthesis.
AUGGACGCUAACAUAGCUCUUCUUUCAUUUCUAGCCGACUUCGUCCAGGAGCUGUACCUCAAGGAGCUCAAGGCCUACAAGAUGCCCCCCGUCAAGGAGUCGGACUCGGUCGGCCAGGUCCAGACCUUUGCCGAGCCCAAGACGCCCAAGUCGCCCGAGGAGGCCGACCUCGCCAGCAGCCUUCAAGAGUACGAGAGCAUGGCCGUCGAGAUUGAGGGCCAGGACGCCGCUCAGCAGGCCUCUGGCAUUCCCGCCGCCCUUCCUGACUGGCUCGAGGCCGAGGAGGAGGACGCCGCGCCCAAGCAUUAA